Lagopus leucura (white-tailed ptarmigan) is the source of this 1830-nucleotide messenger RNA. Its product is annotated as glutathione peroxidase 2-like. Gene Ontology annotation, biological process: response to oxidative stress. The transcript has 2 exons. The record is from RefSeq and is a predicted model, not a curated record. Lineage: Eukaryota; Metazoa; Chordata; Aves; Galliformes; Phasianidae. Gene Ontology annotation, molecular function: glutathione peroxidase activity.
UGGGAAAUGGAUGGAUGGCAGUGGGAAGUGCAGGCGUUAGGAUGAUCAUAGGCGCCGGGAUGGAGGGACAAUGGGAUGGUGGUGUGCAGCAGGGAAGAGCUGGGCACUGGAACAUGGUGGUAUCAGGGUAGCAGCGAGCACACGGUUGGGUAGGCAGUGGGUUGGUGGUGGGCCAUUCGGGAUGGUUGGGCAUUGGGUUGCUUACUGGGAUGGGUGGGCAUUAGGAUGGUGAUGGGCACCAGUACAUGCAGACACUGGGAUUAUGGUGGGCACUGGGAUGGAAUGACAUUAGAAGGGUGGUGGGUAACGGGGCAUGUGCAUUAGGACGGUCAUGGGCACUGGGAAGGGUUGUGCAGCAGGAUGGUGGCAGACAGCUGGAUAUUUGGGCAUUAGGAUGCUGUUCCUUAUUGAAACUGACAGACACUAGGAUGGUGAUGAGUGCUGAGAUACGUGAGCAUCGGGAUGAUGGUUGGCAGUGGGAUGGGGGAACCUUAGGGCAGUGGCGGUCACUGGGAUGAGUUGGCAACAGAAUGAUGGCCACUGGCCCUUGUGGUUAUUAGGGUGGUUACGGACAGUGCAACAGUGGGCACCAGGGCAGGUGUGUUUUAGGCCACUGUCACUUCCUGGGAUGAGUGAGCAUUGGAAUUAUGGUGGGCACUGGGACAAGCCGACAUUAGAACAGUGGUGGCAUUAGGAUAAGUCGCGGGCAAUGGGACAGCACUGGACAUCAGGAUGGAUGGGUACCAGAAGGAUGACACGCAGGCAGCAGGAUUAUGGCUGGCACGGGGAUGGUGAUGGACACUGGGACACGCAGGCUUCAGGAUGGUGGGCACUGGGAUGGGCGUGUGCUAAGGACAAUGUGGGGGCAAACACAGCCAGCACCCUGCGCCCAGCCCCAGGCUGCUUCAAGCUCUGUGCUGUGGCAGCCACAUCAAUAAUUGAGGCCGGUGGCGCUGCCCUGGCCUUCCCCCACCCCGUCCCUGGGCAGGUGCCAGCAGGUGGGCCGGCUCUGCUUUCCACCCAGUCACAGCACAGAUGCCGUCACGUGGGCACAGGUCAGCCUUUAAGGCGGGCAGGCAGGCGGCAGAGCACAUCGUCACCUGCAGCCAUGAGCAUCCCCAUCGCCAAGUCCUUCUACGACCUCAGCGCCACCUCCUUGCAGGGGGAGAAGGUGGACUUCAACGUCUUCCGCGGGCGGGUGGUCCUCAUCGAGAACGUGGCGUCGCUCUGAGGCACCACAGUGCGGGACUACACCCAGCUCAACCAGCUGCAGGCACGCUACCCGCGGCGGCUGGUGGUGCUGGGCUUCCCCUGCAACCAGUUCGGCUACCAGGAAAACGGCACCAACGAGGAGAUCCUCAACUGCCUCAAGCACGUGCGACCAGGGGGCGGCUUCGAGCCCAACUUCACCCUGUUCCAGAAGUGCCAGGUGAAUGGGAAGGACACCCACCCCGUCUUCGCCUACCUGAAGGCCCACCUGCCCGCCCCCAUGGAUGAGGCAGACCACCUGAUGGCCGAGCCCCGCUUCCUGGUGUGGAGCCCUGUGCGGCGCUCUGACAUCUCCUGGAACUUUGAGAAGUUCCUGGUGGGGCCCGAGGGGGAACCUUUCCGUCGCUACAGCCCUCGCCUGCCCACUGCCCAGAUAGAGCCCGAUAUCCAGCGCCUCCUUAAGCUGGCCAAGUAGGGCCGUACCCCCCCCCCCAGAUAGCCCCUGUCCUCUGCCAGGUGAUGGCCCCCUCCGAAACCCCCCUGGGGAGGGGGUCUGAUGGGGUGGAGGGCUGGGGCCGCUGGGAUGGGGCUGGCGGCAAUAAAUGAGCUGGAGGCAGCAUC